CAACCCCCAAAAUUUAUAUUUUUCAUUUUUAAUUUUUUUUUUCAAAACCCAGAAUUAUACAAGAACAACAUCACCACCAAACUAUACUAUAAAUUUUAUUAUAAACAUAUAAAUAAUAGACAGUGCGGCACUACCUGCCGCCGGUGGAACCCAUUAGCAGAAGAUUCUCAUUCUCUUCCUUAUAUUUCAAAUCAAAAUAUUGCUUUAAAUAAAUCCCAUUUCUUUUUUUUUUCUCUUUUUUAAGUUUAAAAAGAAAAAAAAGACAUUUUUUUAAAAAUUGUUGUGUGUGUGUGUGUGUGAGAAGUGUGAGCUUCUCUUCUAUAAUGGAAGUUUCACUAUGGAGCUGAAAAGGACGGUUUAGUUGCUGAGAUUGGUUGGCUAAAGCUUGGCAUGGCAUGGCAGAAAAAUUAAGUCACAUAAUUCUAAAUGACUCAUCAUCAUAAUAAGUAAGUACAGACGGAAGAGGAAGAUCAUAAUGCUGUGCAGAAAAUCUUGCAACAAUGCGGAUAAUGGAUCUGUACCAGUGUACCUUAAUGUUUAUGAUCUGACACCCAUUAACGGCUAUGCCUACUGGCUUGGUCUUGGAGUUUACCAUUCUGGGGUACAAGUUCAUGGUGUUGAGUAUGCUUUUGGAGCUCAUGAGUAUGCCAGUACUGGGAUUUUUGAAGGAGAGCCUAAAAAAUGUGAGGGAUUUACAUUCAGAAAGACAAUUUUGAUAGGCAAAACAGAUAUGGGACCUUCUGAAGUGAGAACAGUCAUGGAGGAACUAGCAGAAGUCUACAAAGGAAAUGCCUAUAAUUUGAUAACCAAAAACUGCAACCAUUUUUGUAAUGAUGCUUGUAUUAGAUUGACUAGAAAUGCAAUCCCAAGUUGGGUUAAUCGACUUGCCAGAAUCGGGUUUAUGUGCAACUGUGUUCUUCCUGUGACUUUAAACUCAACAAAAGUUCGGCAUCAUAGAAUUGAAGAGAAUAAUAAACCACCUAUUGAAGGAGGAGGAGAGAAGAAGAAGAAGCUAAUUGUUGAGUCAAAUGUGUUGACUUCUUCUUCCAAUUCUUCAUCAUCUCCCUCAUCUUCACCUUCUGACACCAAAAUGCGCAGAGGAAGAAGCAGAACCAGACGCCCUCGUCCUCCACCUUCUCCUUUGAUUGUCACUUCAGCAUCUUGAUGGUUCAAAUUUGAAGCUCAUAGAGAAAAAGGAAACCCCAAAAAAAAAAAAAUCAAAAUGAAGUAUUUUUUGUCUUUUAUUUUAAUUCUAUAUCUAUAUCUUCUGGUGGUCAUAUAAUGCUAACAUCACCUUAGCAAAAGCAUGCAGCACAUAUCUGUAAAUGGGUAUGCUUUCAUUUUUUGGCAAGUGAUGAUAUGUUUCUGCAAAA
Molecule: messenger RNA, 1373 nt
Organism: Humulus lupulus (European hop)
Lineage: Eukaryota; Viridiplantae; Streptophyta; Magnoliopsida; Rosales; Cannabaceae
Product: deSI-like protein At4g17486
Exons: 3
Coding region: 476-1165 (229 amino acids)
Biological process (GO): protein deubiquitination
Molecular function (GO): deubiquitinase activity
Source: RefSeq, a predicted model, not a curated record